ACGGCUCCGCUGCCCUAUAAGUGCUGGGAGCAUCUACCAGGCCACAGGUGUGACCUGGAGCUGAGUGGGGUCACCAUGGCCAGGGGUCCCACUGUCCUGCUCGUCUUGCUCCUGUGUGUCCAAGACCGGGCUGCCCAGGCUACCGACACCUGUCCAGAGGUGAAAGUGAUGGGCGUGGAGGGUACCGACAAGCUCGCCAUUCUCAGGGGCUGCCCAGGGCUGCCUGGAACCCCAGGACCCAAGGGUGAGGCAGGAGCCAAAGGAGAGAGAGGUGAACGAGGAGCCCCUGGACCCCCUGGCAAGGCAGGACCGCCUGGGCCCAAAGGGGACCGAGGGGACAAAGGGAUUCGUGGAGAGAAAGGAGACACUGGGUCUUCUCCAUCCUGUGCUACAGGACCUCGGACUUGCAAGGAGCUUCUCAGCCGGGGCUACUUCCUGAGUGGCUGGCACACCAUCUACCUGCCUGACUGCCGGCCCCUGAGCGUGCUGUGUGACAUGGAAGUGGAUGGGGGCGGGUGGACAGUCUUCCAGCGCAGACUUGAUGGCUCCGUGGACUUCUUUCGGGAUUGGGCCGCCUACAAGCACGGUUUUGGCAGUCAGCUCGGGGAGUUCUGGCUGGGGAAUGACAACAUUCAUGCCCUGACAGCCCAGGGAAACAGCGAGCUUCGCGUGGACUUGGUGGACUUCGGGGGAAACCACAGCUUUGCCAAGUAUGACUCCUUCAGGGUGGCAGGCGAAACAGAGAAGUACAAGCUGGUGCUGGGCGCCUUUGUGGAGGGCAGUGCAGGAGACUCUCUGAAAUCCCAUGACGACAAUUUCUUCUCCACCAAAGACCAGGACAACGACCAGAGCUCCGGCAAUUGUGCAAAGCAGUACAGCGGAGCCUGGUGGUAUGGGCGGUGUCAUGUGUCCAACCUGAACGGCCUCUACCUCAGGGGUCCCCAUGAAAGCUAUGCCAAUGGCAUCAACUGGUCGUCGGGCAAAGGGUACAAAUACAGCUACAAGAUGUCAGAGAUGAAGUUUCGGGCCACCUAGCUCCAAGUGGAGACCCGUCUCCCUGCGGGGCAGAGGCCACCACACACACGGCCACAACAGAAUCACUGUCCCCACUCAGGAAGGUGCUGCCCUACCUCACUGUGACCUCUGCCCUCUGCCCUAUGCACCCUCCAUGCCAAUGCCAACUCACCCGGUCUGUUCCUAGCCUCACCAGGGGCAACAGUUAUGUUUCUGAAACACAUCUCUCCUGCAGACAUUCA
Cavia porcellus (domestic guinea pig) is the source of this 1256-nucleotide messenger RNA. RefSeq names its product ficolin-1. Gene Ontology annotation, biological process: complement activation, lectin pathway. Gene Ontology annotation, molecular function: carbohydrate derivative binding; signaling receptor binding; antigen binding. The record is from RefSeq and is a predicted model, not a curated record. Bases 76 to 1035 code for a protein of 319 amino acids. NCBI's taxonomy places the organism in Eukaryota, Metazoa, Chordata, Mammalia, Rodentia, Caviidae. The transcript has 9 exons.